Messenger RNA from Stylophora pistillata, 1337 nucleotides. RefSeq lists its product as uncharacterized. NCBI's taxonomy places the organism in Eukaryota, Metazoa, Cnidaria, Anthozoa, Scleractinia, Pocilloporidae. The record is from RefSeq and is a predicted model, not a curated record. Gene Ontology annotation, molecular function: GTPase activity; protein binding; GTP binding.
GUAGGUCUUUGUUUAUGAGAAAAGUCCAGAUCAUCAACGCCACUGUGCAGGACAAUGUCGGUGAGACGACCUUCCCUAGGUUGUUGUUAUUCCAGCUGCUCCCCCAUGCUGAUGCUCGUAGGAAUAUCAGUAAAAAACAGGAAGAAUCAUUGAAUCAGAGCAAAUGUACUCGAAAGCGAGAGUAAUGCUGCGAAAAUAGCUGACAAACCUUGCUUGAACGUCUGGAAUUCAAACGAUACUUCGCUAUGUUGCGAUCCAAUUCCGUAGAGUUCAGUUCAUUCAAAGUAGUCCUUUUAGGUGGUAACAGUGUAGGGAAAUCGUGGCUGCUUCACAGAUGCAUUCAUGGCUUGAUCGAUCAACGUAUCCCUUCCACCAUUGGAAUCUCCUUUUCUGUCAAGAGAGUAAAUCUUGAAGAUGACACACAGGUGAAACUUGUUAUUUGGGAUACCGCUGGUGCCGCAAGAUUUGACAGUUUGAGCUCAGCGCAGUGCGAAGGAGCUCACGCUAUCAUUGUUGUGUAUGACAUAACAGAGGAGACUUCUUUUGAAAGAGCGAAGAAGUGGGUUAAAGAGGUUCAGGAAAUGGCCAUCCCAAACAUUUUUCUGGCACUUGUAGGGAACAAAGCAGACCUUGAAGCUAACAGGAAAAUUAAAAGUGAGGAUGCUCAGAGCUAUGCCGAAUCCAUUGGAAUAGAUCUCUGCAUGGAAUUGUCAGCCAAGAGUGGAGGCAAUAUGGAAGAAUUGUUAUUGGCAAUAGGGUAUAACUUAAAGCUGGCGCAUAUGUCUGUGAAUGAUUUGAAGGAAACAAUAGAUAAAAAUUCCAAGACCUUAGAUCUUGGACGCAGAAAGCUGGUGAGAGUCCCUGACUCCGUCGCAGAAUUAAGGGAAGUACAAAUACUAAACCUUUCAGAGAAUGAUCUCACCCAGCUACCAAGAUGUUUGAACAAUCUGAAGAAUGCUACAAUGUUGAUCUUAAGCCAAAACAAGCUGAAACGGCUGCCAGAUGCUAUCAUUGAACUGACCAACCUGAUUUGUCUUAACGUGAGCGACAACCAGAUUUCCUGUCUACCUAAAGCUAUCAUAAGCCUGCAGAAACUUCAAGUGCUGGAUUUGAGGAAUAACAAAUUGCAAAGACUUGAUGCAGAUAUCAGCUGCCUGAAGCGACUUAAAAAGCUCUCUGUGAAUGGUAACCCCUUGGAACUAGAAGCAGUCAGAAGUCUAAUGGACCUAAAGGAGAAAUAUCAGGGAAGGAUUUGUUUGGAUAUUGCAGGUAGCUGUAAAAAAAUGCAAAUUUCUCUCUUGGCUAUCUCAUUUAAGACUGAUCUGAUUAGCACGUAA